This is a messenger RNA of Macaca mulatta (Rhesus monkey), 1423 nucleotides long. Lineage: Eukaryota; Metazoa; Chordata; Mammalia; Primates; Cercopithecidae. The record is from RefSeq and is a predicted model, not a curated record.
UAAUGAUGUGGCUCUCUAAGGAGCUUUCUCCUCUAAAUCUUGGUCUCUUGUUUGGAAGUGACUAACAACGUUUUGGCGUGAGAAAAUCCUAAAAAGAUCAGUGUGUUUUGUGUCCAAUUCUUUUAUCACCAAAAAAGAGAAGAAAUAUUGCAGUGAAUGAAGAUUCCUCUGCAUUUUAGCACUGCUUUUUCAACUGUAGUUGGCUUUUGAAUGAGGAUGACAAUGGAAGAGAUGAAGAAUGAAGCUGAGACCACAUCCAUGGUUUCUAUGCCCCUCUAUGCAGUCAUGUAUCCUGUGUUUAAUGAGCUAGAACGAGUAAAUCUGUCUGCAGCCCAGACACUGAGAGCCGCUUUCAUUAAGGCUGAAAAGGAAAAUCCAGGUCUCACACAAGACAUCAUUAUGAAAAUUUUAGAGAAAAAAAGUGUAGAAGUUAACUUCACGGAAUCCCUUCUUCGUAUGGCAGCUGAUGAUGUAGAAGAGUAUAUGAUUGAGCGACCAGAGCCAGAAUUCCAAGACCUAAACGAAAAGGCACGAGCACUUAAACAAAUUCUCAGUAAGAUCCCAGAUGAGAUCAAUGACAGAGUGAGGUUUCUGCAGACAAUCAAGGAUAUAGCUAGUGCAAUAAAAGAACUUCUUGAUACAGUGAAUAACGUCUUCAAGAAAUAUCAAUACCAGAACCGCAGGGCACUUGAACACCAAAAGAAAGAAUUUGUAAAGUACUCCAAAAGUUUCAGUGAUACUCUGAAAACGUAUUUUAAAGAUGGCAAGGCAAUAAAUGUGUUCAUAAGUGCCAACCGACUAAUUCAUCAAACCAACUUAAUACUUCAGACCUUCAAAACUGUGGCCUGAAAGUUGUAUAUGUUAAGAGAUGUACUUCUCAGUGGCAGUAUUGAACUGCCUUUAUCUGUAAAUUUUAAAGUUUGACUGUAUAAAUUAUCAGUCCCUCCUGAAGGGAUCUAAUCCAGGAUGUUGAAUGGGAUUAUUGCCAUCUUACACCAUAUUUUUGUAAAAUGUAGCUUAAUCAUAAUCUCACACUGAAGAUUUUGCAUCACUUUUGCUAUUAUCAUUCUUUUAAGAAUUAUAAGCCAAAAGAAUUUACGCCUUAAUGUGUCAUUAUAUAACAUUCCUUAAAAGAAUUGUAAAUAUUGGUGUUUGUUUCUGACAUUUUAACUUGAAAGCGAUAUGCUGCAAGAUAAUGUAUUUAACAAUAUUUGGUGGCAAAUAUUCAAUAAAUAGUUUACAUCUGUUAAACAUUUCUUUACUUGAAAAAAAUGCAUAUAUAUAUGUGUGUGUACAUAUAUAUAUAUAUGUGUGUGUAUAUAUAUAUAUGAUCAGAAGACCAAGACAACUUGGUGUAAUGUCUAAAAAACUUCUAACGGGAGCUUAUCAGCAGUUUAUCAAAUAAUAAAGAAACAAGAAUUUC